AAUACUUGGAGAGAGUUGUGAAGUUUUCUACUCCACCAUAGUUUCCUUUCAAUCGGAUAUUUGGGUGGGUGUAAAAAAAACAUGUCUCGUCCGUUACGUGUAAAAUAAAGACAGUGCGGCUGUGGACACAAAAAGAGGAAAAAUGGGGAAGAAUCUUCGCGAUAUGUCUUAGCAAAAUAGAGAAUAUUUAGGUAAAUAGACUGGACAGAGCAGACUGAAGCUAGGGCAUUGGGGUGAUCCUGUCGCUGGACUGUGAGCGGAGUGGCCAUGUCACAGAGUGAGGAUUCCGCACGAGACGACGGGGACACCCUGAUGGACACGGACGACACGCACUUCAUCCAGCCGGCGCCCCCGGACAAGCUGCCGGCGAGCGUGGAGGCUUCGCAGGCGAAGCCGUGUCCCGAGGGCAACACCAUCAUGAUCACAAACAAGUAUGCCGGCGCGAGCCAGACGCACAACGCCAACAACUCCAUCAUGAUCCUCACCGCGCAUCCGGACGUGUCCAACAUCACGUCCUCGAGUCAGAUCAACAUCUGCAUCAACAACCACUUCAGCGACAGCAUCACCAGCUCCUCGGCCACCGUCAGCACGGAGGGCGCCAAGGGCGAGGCGCAGGAGGAGCCAGACUCCACCACGUGCCACUUCAAAGACUCCCGAUCUCAGGCCAGCGCCGCCGCCGCGGCCGCAGCGCCCCCACCGAAGGAGGCCCACUUCGUCAGCGGCGACGAGGUGCUGGUGCACCGCGACGACCUCUUCUACCUGGGCACAGUGAUGCACGUGUACAGGAAGCAGUGCCUCGUGACCUUUGGCGACGACACCAAGUGCUGGGCGUACUUCCACGAGAUGCGCAAGAUCGCGCCGGAGGCCGAGGGCCCGGCGUGCGUGCACUGCAAGGAGCGCGGCGGCCAGGAACCUGACUCCGUUGUGGACGUGUGCCAACGCUGCCAGCGAGGGUUCCACAAGAAGUGUUCAGGCGUGGAGCCGAAGACGGGCGGAAUUCACUGCAAGAGGUGUUUCGAACAAAAUAGUCUGAAUGGCGUGAACGGUGGCAGAUACUGUAGUAAGAAUAACAAUUUGAUGGGUGAUGAACGAUUGUCGUACUCGGACAAUUCUCUAUCGCCAUUUGAUACAGGGAACUUCUUUCGCUCGUCUGACUACAAGGACGCGUGGUCGGGAUCGCCGAACUCUGACCUGAGCACGGGAUCGUCCAAUGGGAACUACAAGGGCCGAAAGUUCACGUGCGGACGGCGAUUGCGGGAGCGACAGGAGAAGAACUAUGCCGAGAACACGCGGCGCACGACGGCGUCCGUGUCCACGCCACAGCCGUCGUCUGGCUGCUCCGACGCUUCCUCGUCAUCGUCCUCGUCGUCGUCGCUGGUGAACUUCUCGGCGGCCACAUUCCUCAGCCAGCAGCUGCUCAGCAGCCAGCGCGUGACGAAGAGUCCGUGCGGCGCGGAGAAGGGCGGCGGCCUGUUCGGGAAGAUCUUCGACACCAGCACACCGACGCACCUGGCGAACGGGAACAAGUACGUGAUCCGCGGCAAGAGGAUGGACUCGGACGGGAACAUUCAGUACCUCGUGGAGUGGGAGGGCGUGUCCUAAUCGGGGAUCGACUGCCCAGUGCGGGUUUGCAGUCGAAGUGGUCGUCAAACUAUGAAUCUAAUGAACUCUGAGUGUAUUUUUUGCGGAGACGAAUCCAUUUGCGAAGUGAGACAGUCUCCUUCGCUGCUACAACGGCGUCCUUUUGGCGUGUGGUUUAUCGUGAGGUUUUAGCUAAGGCGACUAUAUGAAAAUUGAUUUGUAUUGUGACAAUGAAAAGUGGGAAAAGGAAACAAAGUUAGAGAUUUGCAAAAAAAAAGAGAAAUAAAUUGAUGAUGCACUGCCAAUUUUUUGUAAAGUGAGAGAGAGAGAGAGAGAGAUUAACAAAUUAUUUCUUUGACAUUUCUGUCUCUCCUAAAAGACGAAGUUAUUAUAAAUGGUCAAAAUAAAAUUGUGGAAGUGAAAGAUGUUCACAAAUAUU
This is a messenger RNA of Phlebotomus argentipes, 2020 nucleotides long. RefSeq lists its product as uncharacterized. The transcript has 4 exons. Bases 268 to 1602 code for a protein of 444 amino acids. The record is from RefSeq and is a predicted model, not a curated record. NCBI's taxonomy places the organism in Eukaryota, Metazoa, Arthropoda, Insecta, Diptera, Psychodidae.